AUAUAUAUAUAUGUAUAUAUAUGUGUGUGUGUGUAUGUGUCCAUGUAUCAGUUCUUUAAUGACGUGUGUAUACCUUGUACGUGAAGGAGUGGCAAAAUGGUAAGAAAGCAAGAUUGAAACAGCUAUCACGAUGUCUGUGGAGACAGCAACAACAACAACAUCAUCAUCAUCAGUGUCUGAUUCUUCUGUAAAUAAUCCACCACAAGUUGUUGGUGCUCCUCCUUCGUGUUCGUUCUACAUUAAAAAAAAGAGAAGGUUCUGUCGGUUCAGACCGAACAAUGACGACAAAUAUUGCUCGGAACAUAUAUAUUUGUUAAAUGACCCAACAAGACGAAAGAGGAUUCCUUGCCCUUUGGACUCCAAGCAUACAGUGUAUGAAGAUAACUUGGACAGUCACUUGAAGAAAUGUAACAAACGACAAAGGGUACCACCCAUAUAUCACAUCAAUGAAAUCAACUCCGGAUCCUUAGACGAAGGAGAGUUAUGUCCAGACAAGGUGUCAGUUUUGACAGCUUCCAGCAACCACCUGGCAUCGCUCAUACAGCAAAUUGAUCAGGUCUAUAAAGCGCACACUCCUGAGAUUACAAAGGAAGAACUAUGGCACGGCUGCAUGGACGAAGAAAUGAACAAUCCUUACUAUGGUAUACAAGCUCAGCGCCAACGACGACAACAGGCAUCUCUUAUUGGUCAUCUGGAGAAGUUGAAUUUACUGAAGAAAGGUUACACUUAUGUCGAACUUGGUGCUGGCAAAGGCCAACUCUCUCACUGUCUUCAGAGAGCAAUUCCUGAUAAUGAAGACGGCCUCUACGUUUUAGUAGAUAAAAGUCAUAUCAGAUAUAAGCUUGAACUUUCCCAUCAGUUUAGCGAAGGUGGACCAACCUUUGAGAGACUCAACACUGACCUUCAACAUUUAUGUUUAGCACUGGUGCCAUCUAUUAAAAACAGUAAACGACCCUUGGUAGGGAUGGGAAAACAUCUUUGUGGUGCUGGAACAGAUUUUGCUUUGAGAUGUCUGACUGAAUCAAGAGAAAAUGGAAAAGAAUCUGAAAAUAAGUUCUUACUUGCUGGAAUUGUCUUAGCAACAUGUUGCCACCACCGCUGUACUUGGGUCGCCUACACUGGCAAGAAGUUUUUCAAAGAUGUUGGUCUGACUGGAACUGACUUUCAGCUGAUGACUAGCAUGUCAAGUUGGGCAACAUGUGUAUGGAAAGGAUGGAGAGAAACACAAACCCCUGGAGCAGAAACAGCUACCAAGAACAAUGAUGAAGAUGAACAUGUAACCUUAGACAACAUGGAACCAAAUGAUACGGAUUCAAAAAUGUCAAAGAGGAUGAAGAUAGAAGAGGAAGAAAAAGAAGAACAUGGUGUGGCUGAGGUUGAUGUCAGAGCAAACUUCAAUAUUCCAAUAGAACAACGAGAGUCAAUUGGCCAGAAAUGCAAACAACUUAUCGACUACGGAAGAUUACUUUAUCUGAAGGAGAAGAAUCUAGAUGUGGAAAUGAAGGAAUACAUUGACGCCACUAUGACACCUGAAAACAUUGUUCUUCUCGCUAAAAGCAAGCAGUAGCACCCUUUCUCGAGGAAAUUGCCUAUAAUUGAAGCUACUGGGAAUUAUCAGUCCACACAUUCUGCACUUUUGACAUUUUCGCAAUCAACUUCAUCUUUGCUACUUCAAAUGGAGCACUUUUGUUACAUUUCAUUUUCUUUUUUAUUUACUCUCUGUUAUUUUUUUUUUUGUUUUCUCCUUUGAAUAAAUGAGGCUGCGUAGUAGCUUUACUGAAAAUAUCAUCUCCAAAGAGGUUUUGAUGGAAAUUUUAUUGUUUUUUUCAGUUUUUAUUUUAUUAUUAAAAAAAAGGAAAAAAAAAAAAACCCCAAAAAAUUGCUAAGAUUCUUUGUUCAAAGGGAGAAGAAUUAAAAAAAAGUUCAAAUCAAAACCUAACCCAACCCAAUACAA
Molecule: messenger RNA, 1954 nt
Organism: Octopus sinensis (East Asian common octopus)
Lineage: Eukaryota; Metazoa; Mollusca; Cephalopoda; Octopoda; Octopodidae
Product: tRNA:m(4)X modification enzyme TRM13 homolog
Exons: 14
Coding region: 131-1567 (478 amino acids)
Biological process (GO): tRNA methylation
Source: RefSeq, a predicted model, not a curated record